Molecule: messenger RNA, 423 nt
Organism: Cryptococcus wingfieldii CBS 7118
Lineage: Eukaryota; Fungi; Basidiomycota; Tremellomycetes; Tremellales; Cryptococcaceae
Exons: 3
Coding region: 1-423 (140 amino acids)
Biological process (GO): late endosome to vacuole transport via multivesicular body sorting pathway
Cellular component (GO): endosome; Vps55/Vps68 complex
Source: RefSeq, a predicted model, not a curated record
AUGUCUCGCCUACACUCCUAUCACCAACCCGCUUUCAACAAAAACACAGCCGUCAUCCUCCUCUCCUUUGUGCUGGCAGCCGGCUUCCUGCUCGUCAUACUUUCUUGUGCCCUUUGGGCCAACUGGCUUCCCCUCCUUGUCGCUCUCACUUUUAUCCUCGCGCCAUUCCCCAACUGGAUCGGUUCUCGAUGCGCCUCGGCGGACGAAAUCUCGCCAGAGUAUAAUUCCGCCUACGUUGACUUUGGAAGGUUCCUCACUGGAAUGCUCGUGACGACCGGCCUCUCCCUUCCACUCCUCCUGGCCCACUCGGCCCUCAUCCAACCCGCAGCAUGCUGGAUGUCCAUUGCCGGUGGUGGUUUGGUUUAUGGUACGAUCCUGGUGUACGCUGGAUGGUUCGGAGGCAACAACGAGGAUGAGUUCUAG